Molecule: messenger RNA, 1249 nt
Organism: Megachile rotundata (alfalfa leafcutting bee)
Lineage: Eukaryota; Metazoa; Arthropoda; Insecta; Hymenoptera; Megachilidae
Product: mitochondrial S-adenosylmethionine carrier protein
Source: RefSeq, a predicted model, not a curated record
GGGAACACGUGUUUGUAUAUUUUACGUUGUUGUUUCAUUAACCUGUACGAAAAUAUUAAAAUUCUAAAAUAAAUUUUCAUUAAUCUGUCAAAAUUUUAAAUUUUAACGUUCUCCUUUAACAAUGUUAAACCGGUAAAAGAAUGAUAUUAAAAAAAUGUCAAAUGACGGAAAUAAUCAUGGGCAAAAUAAUAUCACGAAAAAUGUUUUUAUUACAUCCCUUGUUUCAGGUGCUGUCGCAGGACUCAUAUGCGAUUUUAUAUCUUUUCCUUUGGAUACUCUCAAAACACGAUUACAAAGUCAACAGGGUUUCAUAAAGGCAGGUGGUUUUAAACGAUUGUACCUAGGUUUGGGUCCAGUUAUGAUAGGGUCUGCUCCUUCAGCUGCCUUAUUUUUUAUAACAUAUGAGGGAAUAAAAGAAAUCUUUCAACAUCGUAUACCUGAGUACUAUCACCCUAUUAUGCACAUGACUGCUGCAUCAUUAGGAGAAGCAAUUGCAUGCAUUAUUCGGGUACCAGUUGAGGUGGUGAAACAAAGAAAACAAGUACUUAUAGAAGAUACUGACAAAUUACCAAUAAAAACAUUAUAUCGAGGUUAUGGAAGUACAGUAAUCCGAGAUUUACCACUGGGUUUGAUUCAAUUACCACUUUGGGAAUAUUUUAAGCUAUGUUGGAAAAGAGUAGUAGGACGCGAAUGCUCUGUUAUGGAAGGUGCCAUCUGUGGCUCAUUAUCAGUUGCUAUAUCUGCAAUUGUAACUACACCUUUGGAUGUUGCAAAAACUAGGAUAAUGUUAUCAAAUGCAUCAGCAAAAAAAGAUGAAGUAAAAAUAUGUGCAAUGAUAAAAACGAUUUAUCAAGAACAUGGUACUAAAGGGCUUUUUGCAGGUUUCACACCGAGAGUGGGUGGUUUUACUCUUAGUGGAUUUAUAUUUUUCGGUGUUUACGAAAAAGUUAGAGAAAUUUGCAUUUCGUCUUUAUCACAAGAGCACUAAGAGGAAUACCUUGAUAAAUAUAUUAUUAUAUACAGCUUAUCAAUAGAUCAUAACUUACUACAAGAGAUCUCAAUAUUCAUAUUGUAAUAAAACUUCAUAUUCAAAAAAGGCACAAGAUAUGACACAUUUAAAAAUAGUUGCAAUUUACAUUUUAACUGUUAAUAAUGACAUGAUAUACUACAAAUUUUCAAAAUACUUACCAAUUUUCAAAUUAAAUUUUAUGAUAAUGAAAGAAGCUUCUUCAAUUAUGCGUCAGAAACA